Molecule: messenger RNA, 1985 nt
Organism: Psammomys obesus (fat sand rat)
Lineage: Eukaryota; Metazoa; Chordata; Mammalia; Rodentia; Muridae
Product: NACHT, LRR and PYD domains-containing protein 5-like
Biological process (GO): regulation of inflammatory response
Cellular component (GO): cytosol; mitochondrion; subcortical maternal complex
Source: RefSeq, a predicted model, not a curated record
AUGACAAAGAUGAACACUCAAGCCUGUAACCCCACACCUCAUCCUGACACCUGCCCAAAGCUAGCCAGCAGAGCCCUACAGAAUGCAUGUGAAAGCACAAUGAGUAAGCCAGAAGACAAAGGUGAACCAAGCCUGAGUGAGCAAGGACAAGAGGAGGAACAGACUCCAGACUGUGGAGGUGACCUGCAAGACUACAAGGCCCAUGUGGUAUCUAAAUUCGACACAAGUAUGGAUGUAUGCUCUGACAGCCCAGAGAAGAAAGCAUUGUCUGAUGCUUUUACAGAAAGCCUCUGUCCUCACACUGUUCUACAUGGAAAACCAGGGAUUGGGAAGCUGGCUUUGGGAAGUAUCAUGCUGGGCUGGGCACAGGGAAAACUCUACCAAGACAUGUCCUAUGUCCUUUUCUUCUCUGUUAGAGAAAUAAAGUGGACAGAGAAGAGCAGUUGGGCACAGUUGAUUUCUAAGGAAUGGCCAGACUCCCAGGCUCCAGUGACAAAGAUCAUGUCCCAAACAGAAAAACUGUUGUUUGUCAUCGAUGAUUUUGACAAUAUGAACUCUGUCCUCCAUGAUGACAUGACACUUUCUGGAGACCGGAAGGAUGAACAGCCCAUAUACAUUCUGAUGUACAGGCUUCUGAGGAAGGCCCUCCUCCCACAGUCCUUUCUCAUCAUCACCACCAGAAACACAGGCUUAGAAAAACUCAAUUCAAUAGUGGUGUCCCCCCUCUACAUACUAGUUGAAGGACUGAUUGCAAUAAGGAGGAUUCAGCUAGUCCUCGAGAGCACCCCUGAUGACCAUCCAAGAAUGCAAGUCUUCCAAUCUGUGAUAGAAAACUCCCAGCUAUUUGACCAAUGCCAAGUCCCUUCCAUAUGCUCUCUGGUCUGUGAGGCUCUGCAGCUGCAGGAGAAACUGGGAAAGAUAUGUACCCCAGCCUUCCAGACCCUCACCAGUUUGUAUGCCACCUUUGUGUUCCACCAGCUCACCCCAAGAGAUCUUUUCCAGAGCUGUCUCAGUCAGGAAGAGCAAGUUGCUCUAGUGGGCUUGUGCAAGAUGGCGGCUGAGGGAGUGUGGAACAUGAGGUCAGUGUUCCACAAUGACAACCUGAAGACCCAUGGCCUAAAGGAGUCUGAGAUCUCAGCCCUCUUUCACAUGAACAUCCUUCUCCAGGUGGGCCACAGCAGUGAGCAGUGUUAUGUUUUCUUCCACCUCAGCCUACAGGAUUUCUGUGCUGCCUUGUAUUAUGUUUUAGAAGGACUAGGGGACUUGUAUCAGUAUAUUUUCAAUAAAAACCAAAAGAGCAACUUGGAGCUGAAGGAAACCAAUGACACUCACCUUCUCGGAAUGAAGCGUUUCUUAUUUGGCCUCACGAACAAGGAGACCAUGAGGACCCUAGAGGUUCUGCUUAGAUGUCCUCUAUCCCCAGCUGUGGAGAAGAAGCUCCAACAUUGGGUUUUUCUACUAGGGCAGCAGGUCAAAACCACUAGCCCAAAGGAUUACAUGGAUGCCUUCUACUAUCUCUUUGGGUCUCUGGAUGAAGAAUUUGUUCGUUCGGCUCUCAAAAACUUCCAAGAAGUGUGGCUUCUGGUUAACCAGAAGAUGGAUUUGAUGGUAUCUACCUACUGUCUUCAGCAUUGCAGGAGCUUGAAGGCAAUCCAGGUGGAUGUUGAAGACAUGUUCUCUGUGGAUAAGAUUCCUGAGCUGUGCCCUAUUGCUCCCCAGAAGACACAACAUAAGCACCUCCUCAUACAGUGGUGGGAGAAGUUCUGCUCUGUGCUCAGCACCCACUCAAAUUUGGAGAAGCUGGACUUGGGCAGCAGCAUCUUGAGGGCCAUGAAGAUACUGUGCCUCAAGCUGAGGAAUCCAUCCUCUAAUAUACAGAAUCUGAUAGUUGAGUCCAAAGGAGCCACUUCAGAAAGCACCUUCAUUAACAUGUUUCAACAAAUCCCCGGGAAGUCUCUGGACCUAAUCCCCAGACCAAAGGAAAG